Messenger RNA from Prionailurus viverrinus (fishing cat), 5564 nucleotides. RefSeq names its product dihydropyrimidinase like 3 (gene DPYSL3). Gene Ontology annotation, biological process: actin crosslink formation. Gene Ontology annotation, molecular function: hydrolase activity, acting on carbon-nitrogen (but not peptide) bonds, in cyclic amides. The transcript is spliced from 14 exons. Bases 272 to 2335 code for a protein of 687 amino acids. Lineage: Eukaryota; Metazoa; Chordata; Mammalia; Carnivora; Felidae. Gene Ontology annotation, cellular component: cytosol; cytoplasm. The record is from RefSeq and is a predicted model, not a curated record.
CCUGCGAGGCCACGUUAGGGUCGGGUGCGCGCCGAGGGGCGGCGGGCGGGCGACAGGUCCCGAGCCGGAGCGCGCCGCUGCCCCGGCCCCUGCGCCGCGCGCUCGCUGGCUGGCUGGGGACUGGCAGCAACCGGAGCUGCACUGCCGCCUCUGGCGCGAACGCUCAGGCGCCUCCUCCCGCCCCAGUCACUGUGGCUCGGAGCACGCUGCCGGCGGCUGCCCUUUCCGCCUCUGGGGGAGCAAAGCCGCGGGCCCGCCGUGCGCCUGAACCAUGGCCUCGGGCCGGAGGGGCUGGGACAGCUCCCACGAGGACGAUCUGCCCGUGUACCUGGCCAGGCCGGGCACCACGGACCAGGUCCCGCGGCAGAAGUACGGCGGCAUGUUCUGCAACGUGGAGGGCGCCUUCGAGAGCAAGACGCUGGAUUUCGAUGCCCUGAGCGUGGGGCAGCGGGGCGCGAAGACUCCCCGGAGCAGCCAGGGCAGCGGCCGCGGCUCCGGGAGCCGGCCGGGAGUGGAGGGGGACACCCCGCGCCGGGGCCAAGGCCGGGAGGAGGGCAGGGAGCCCGCGCCCGCGUCGCCCGCGUCGCCCGCGCCCGCCGGGGUGGAGAUCCGGAGCGCCACCGGCAAGGAGGUUUUGCAGAACCUCGGCCCCAAGGACAAGAGUGACCGUCUUCUUAUCAAGGGUGGCAGAAUUGUCAACGAUGAUCAGUCCUUUUAUGCUGACAUUUACAUGGAAGAUGGAUUAAUAAAGCAAAUUGGAGACAAUCUGAUUGUCCCUGGAGGAGUGAAGACCAUCGAGGCCAAUGGGAAGAUGGUGAUCCCGGGAGGCAUCGAUGUCCACACUCACUUCCAGAUGCCAUACAAAGGAAUGACCACAGUGGAUGACUUCUUCCAAGGGACGAAGGCUGCCUUAGCGGGGGGCACCACCAUGAUCAUUGACCACGUGGUGCCUGAGCCCGAGGCCAGCCUAACCGAGGCCUAUGAGAAGUGGCGAGAGUGGGCAGAUGGGAAGAGCUGCUGUGACUAUGCCUUGCACGUGGACAUCACCCACUGGAACGACAGCGUCAAGCAGGAGGUGCAGAACCUCAUCAAGGACAAAGGGGUUAACUCCUUCAUGGUUUACAUGGCCUAUAAGGAUUUGUAUCAAGUGUCCAACACAGAGCUGUACGAGAUCUUCACCUGUCUGGGAGAGCUGGGAGCCAUUGCGCAAGUUCAUGCUGAGAACGGGGAUAUCAUCGCCCAGGAGCAAACCCGGAUGUUGGAAAUGGGGAUAACUGGUCCGGAAGGCCAUGUGCUGAGCAGACCAGAGGAGCUGGAAGCUGAGGCUGUGUUCCGUGCCAUCACCAUCGCCAGCCAAACCAACUGUCCACUCUACGUCACAAAGGUCAUGAGCAAGAGUGCGGCUGACAUCAUCUCCCAAGCCAGGAAAAAAGGGAACGUGGUCUUUGGUGAGCCCAUCACUGCCAGUCUUGGCACAGAUGGAACCCAUUACUGGAGCAAGAACUGGGCUAAGGCAGCUGCAUUUGUGACAUCCCCGCCUCUGAGCCCUGACCCGACCACUCCCGACUACAUCAACUCCUUGCUGGCCAGUGGAGACCUGCAGCUCUCUGGGAGUGCCCACUGCACCUUCAGCACUGCCCAGAAAGCCAUUGGGAAGGACAACUUCACAGCCAUCCCCGAGGGCACCAAUGGUGUGGAAGAGCGGAUGUCUGUCAUCUGGGACAAGGCUGUGGCCACAGGGAAAAUGGACGAAAACCAGUUUGUGGCUGUGACAAGCACAAAUGCCGCCAAGAUCUUCAACCUGUAUCCCCGCAAGGGAAGAAUAUCUGUGGGUUCUGACAGCGACCUGGUGAUCUGGGAUCCAGAUGCGGUGAAGAUCGUCUCUGCCAAGAACCACCAGUCGGCUGCAGAGUAUAACAUCUUUGAAGGGCUGGAGCUGCGUGGGGCUCCUCUGGUGGUCAUCUGCCAGGGCAAGAUCAUGCUGGAAGACGGCAACCUGCACGUGACCCAAGGGGCCGGCCGCUUCAUCCCCUGCAGCCCUUUCUCGGACUACGUCUACAAGCGUAUUAAAGCUCGGAGGAAGAUGGCAGACCUGCACGCCGUCCCGAGGGGCAUGUAUGACGGGCCAGUGUUUGACCUGACCACCACUCCCAAAGGGGGCACCCCCGCGGGCUCCACCCGGGGCUCUCCCACACGGCCCAACCCGCCCGUGAGGAACCUCCACCAGUCGGGAUUCAGCCUGUCGGGCACCCAAGUGGAUGAGGGGGUCCGCUCCGCCAGCAAGCGCAUUGUGGCGCCCCCUGGAGGCCGUUCUAACAUCACGUCCCUGAGUUAAGCGACCCCUCCUCACAGAGAGGGGCAGAAGCAAGAAGAGAUUUUCUUGAAGCCAAAAUGGUACACCGAUAUUUAAGAAGGAAAGCGAAUCCAAACAGUUGUGAUCUAAAGAAUCAAUAAGCCUCAAGCCUUAUGUUUCUCCAAUGCUACACUCGCUUGCCUAGCUUUACGAAUAUUGCUUUUGUUUUCUGUUUAUGCAUAGCCUUGAUUUGUUGGACCCUGCCUCCCCCCAUUUACAUGCAUGCAAUCAGGCUACUAAGGUAAAAGAGUCUGCUAUAUAGUGUUGAGAGCGUGUGUAGUGCUGCAUCUUAUGACAAGGGGACAGACGAAGCUGGGAUGCCAGGAAAAUCAACAAAAGGGACGUGGUUAUUUGGGGUGAGGGGGUGGGGGGAGGCCAGAGCGAGGCGGAAGGCUCAGAGGGCCUGGGGGAGGGGGUGUCCCGGGGAGGCGGGGGGGCGGGAGGGUGAGCAUAAAGGGGCUUGUGUAUUGUGUCGAUGAAGCACGUUUAUUUCCAUAGAAGGUGGCCACCCUGGGGCAGCCGUUCCUUCAUCACGGUCCCCAGGGUCUGCGGAGAAGGCAGGCAGGCAGGCAGUCUUCAGGUUCCAGCCUUUGUCACAUCCCCUCCUAGAUUUUAUUCCUUUGAACCUUUUAUUAAAAACACCAAAACCCAAGCAUUACUUUCACUGCUCGAUCGUGCCAGUGUGCGGGGUGGGGGGAGCACUUUCCCAGCGUUGCUUUCCAAUUCUCUUUGCCCGGCUGGGAAGGAAGAGAGGGGAUAGGAGACCACCCUUCUCCUCCUCCGUCCUGCCGGCCUCUUUGGUGCUGUUAAAAGGCAACAGCUGGGAGCGCACAUAGGCCCCCGAGGCGGGUGGGGGCAGCCAAUCUCACGCACCUCCCUGUAAACGUGCUGGAGGUCGCCUCUCCCCUUGGCUGGCGAAACCCAGAAGAGCCACGUGCAUCCAGCGUUCCAAGUUAGGACGAGCCGAGGUGGGGCCAGGGAAGGGCUACUCUUGCUGGCGGUGAGUGGCUGCUUCUUUCAGUCUGGGGGUCCAGGCACAUCUGUGAUUGAAUAGGAUUGUUCAUUUGCAAAUAUAUGCACUUAGGUGUUCUCGAAGUUUUGCAACGAACAGGUGAUCUCAGUUGAGAUGGGAGUCACGGGAGCAUUUGGGAAAGCGAGUCUCUUGAGCUGGGGGAGCAUAUCCUGGGACCGUGGGUCUGCUUUUCAGGUCUGAACCACCUGUCUCCCCUUCCUUUAGCACAUCCUCCGGGGGAGCUUUUUGUUUCCGUCUAAAGUCUCCCAGGGUGAGUGGAAGUGACACGCAGUCUUGGGUGAUGCGUGGAACCCCGUGUGCGUUUUUCCCCAUCCUGCUGCUUCUGCAAAUUCAAUUUUGGAGCAAGUUCUGUGAGCCAGAUGAGUAUCUGUGGAACCAAGAGGCCCGUAGGCAGAAUAAGUAUAUUCACCCUGGGAUCCGACUUCUGUGCUUGGGGGAUUCAGCUCGUAGAACCCGUAACCCUGUGUACCGGGUGCUUUGAAGAAACGAAGAGCAGGCCUCACACACCUGGCCAUGAUGUCUGACGGCAGGUUUCAAUAAGCUGAAGACCAGAGAAAAGGGGACGACAUAGGACUAAAUAUAUCCAAGGAAGAGGAUACCCCCCUUAGCAAGCCAAUUAUUGUUCUAGUCAUGAAAAGGAUCAUUUCUCCUCCUAAUAAGGAAUCUUGCUAUUUUAAGGCUUUUUCAUGGUGUCUUUAUUUUAAAGGAAAUUUAGGGGGAGCAUGUACCUUUUCCUUUAGAACUCAAAGAUUUAGGGGCCUUUUGCAGAACUCAGAAUGACAGUUUUUCGGGCAGAGGCAGAUGGUCAGAUCUGAAGCAUGUACACUAUUAUACCGCAGGGGUGGGCUGGGCGGUCUGAGGUGUUGCAGUACCAGCCACAACCACCAGAUGGAGGAAAAGACAAACUAGUGGCCUCCUCUUGUGUACCAUCUGAUACUGUUAAGUUAGCAGUUACUGUUACUUAAGCUGUUCUGUUAGCUACUGUUAACUUAGAGUCCAGCCCCUCCCUCCUUGACCUCUCUAUGCCAUGAAAAUAACUCUUGCAUGGCCAAAUGGGUCAUCUGCCCUGGGACUGCUGAAUGAAGCAUUCAACCAGAACUUCACAUUCUACACAAGCUUUCUGUGCUGUGGGAACAACCACCUCUGAUGCCUUCAUGAUGGGCAACAUGAUCUGGGGAAGCCUCUCUUUCUCCACUUACCAUAAGUAACUUCCUAAGCACAGAGAUUCCUAAGAACUUCAAGAAAACUCCCUUUAUUUGCAUCACUUUGAUUUCUUGAACCUUGUCACUUUAGUUAAAAUUAUGUUCACCUAUGUCCUGUUCCAUAAGACACAUCAAAGAGCUCUCCGUAUACAAAGGGUUUAGGAAGAGAACAUGAUGCGAGUUGCAUCCCUCUCAGAGUUCACGCCAUCUCAUCCAAGAGUGGAGGCCAUGCUGGACCUUCCUCUCCUGCCCAAGCUUUCCUUUUUCCCUCUCUUCUCUUAGCCUGGCCCCUCUCUAAAGAUGGCCUGCCUUCCCCCAACCUUCUCCCAUUGUUCCCCAACCCAGGUGGCCAUCAUCUGAGUUCUGGGAGGGCCACCAUCUUGGGUGGUUGAGAAGGUAUUUGUGGAAUCGUUAAAUCAGCCAACCCGGCAGAAGUAUUCUAUUUCUAUGUCUUCUAAAACUGGCAGUGUUGUUGUCAUCACGAAAAUGGGUUUUCUUCAAAGACCAGUCACCCUCUGGCCUUUUUCUUCAUGCCUACACCCAGAGAGUCAUGCUUUGCUGCAAAGGCCUUAAUCCUAAUCCUGGACUUCUGCUCACCCUGAGAAGCCCUUCCCAACUAGGGUGGAUGAGCCCUGACUUUGGUUCUUGCCACAAGCUUCCCAGGCCUUCUCUCCCCUAGAAAACUCCAGCUUGAGUCCCAGAUAUACCCAUGGGCUGUCCUCGGCAGCCAGCAUUCAUUGUAAAAGUUCCCUCCUUGGAAAAUGGUGUGUGGGUGUUCAGUUCUGUGUCUGGUGAAAAUGAACAGACCGUAAAUCUCCCCGUGAUCUGUGGUAGCUGUGAGGCAGCUCUGGGACGUGAAGAGCUGUUUGGUUUGAACCGUGAAGAAAACUGUGUUUUGAGUUUAGCUGAGAUUAAAGAAAAAGUUCAUCAAGUGACUGUUAAUGUACACCUGGUUAUUAAAAUAACUAUGAAAUUA